Molecule: messenger RNA, 7325 nt
Organism: Chelonia mydas (Green sea turtle)
Lineage: Eukaryota; Metazoa; Chordata; Testudines; Cheloniidae
Gene: FBXO21
Product: F-box protein 21
Exons: 12
Coding region: 83-1876 (597 amino acids)
Molecular function (GO): protein binding; DNA binding
Source: RefSeq, a predicted model, not a curated record
GCUCCCUACCCCUGCGGGUCCCGGCCGCGCUGCCGAGGGGGCGGGGCGGCGCGCGGGUCACUCGCUCAGGUAAACAGCCAAGAUGGCGGCGGCGGAGGCCGGCGGGACGGGCCUCACCGACCUGCCCGGGGAGCUGCUGGAGCUGAUCCUGUGCUGUGGGGUCCUGAGCGCCACCGACAUCGGCCGCGUUUCCUGCACCUGCCGCCGGCUGCGGGAGGCGUGCCAGGCCCGCGGCAAGGUCUGGCGGGAGCGCUUCCGCCUCCGGUGGCCAUCACUUCUGAAAUACUAUAGCCAGACAGACAACGUUAAUUGGCUAAAGGAAUAUAAAGCACGGCACAAUGCUGGCUUAGAAACGCAACGAAUUGUAGCAUCAUUCUCCAAAAGAUUCUUCUCAGAACAUGUCCCCUGUGAUGGCUUCAGUGACAUUGAGACUCUUGGGUGCCCGGGUCAUUUUUUUGAGGACGAGCUGAUGUCUAUCCUUAACAUGGAAGGAAGGAAGUGUCUAACCUGGAAGUACUAUGCAAAGAAAAUUCUUUACUUUCUACGACAACAGAAUAUUUUAAAAAAUCUGAAGGCAUAUCUUGAACGACCUGGGGACCAAUUGUCAUUUUUGGAAGGUGCUGUUUUAAUUGACCAGUACUGUAAUCCUCUCUCAGACAUCUGUCUAACGAGUGUCCAGGCGCAGGUUGACGAUAUCACAGACAAAGUUCGCAAAGCCCUGCGGACCAAAAACCCUAGGCAUCCAAGCUUGACUCCAAAGGCAGGAGAGGUCUUGAUUGUUCCUGAUGUGGAGUUUCAAAGACAGGUACUGGAUGCUGUGAAUUGUGUCCUGUAUGAACAGUUAAAAUACAAAGGAAAUGAGAUGGAUUACUACAACUCCUUGAAUUCAUACAUUCACCAGGUUUUAAUCCGUAGGACAGGAAUCCCUAUCAGCUUGUCUGUGCUCUAUUUAACAAUUGCCAGACAGUUGGGAGUCAGACUCGAGCCAGUCAACUUUCCUAGUCACUUCCUGCUGAGAUGGUGUCAGGGGAAAGAAGGAAGCACAGACAUCUUUGACUACAUGUACAUAGAUGCCUUUGGAAAGGGAAAGCAGCUAACUGUGAAAGAAUGUGAGUACCUGAUUGGCCACCAUGUAACAGAGGAGUUCUAUGGAGUGGUUACUUCAAAGGAGGUCUUGCAGCGUAUGGUGGGAAACCUCUUAAACCUCGGAAAGCGGGAAAGCACUGAUCAGUCCUACCAGCUCUUGAGAGACUCCUUGGAUCUAUACCUGGCCAUGUAUCCGGACAAUGUGCAGCAUCUAAUGCUCCAGGCUAGGUUAUACUUCCACCUGGGAAUCUGGCCAGAAAAGGUUCUGGAUAUCCUGCAGCAUGUUCAGGUGUUGGAUCCAUCCCAGCAUGGGGCAGUAGGAUAUUUAGUUCAGCAUACCUUAGAGCAUAUUGAACGCCGUAAGGAGGAAGUGGGACCUGAGGUGAAGCACCGUUCUGAUGAGAAGCACAAAGAUAUCUGCUUUUCUAUUGGGCUGGUCAUGAAACACAAGAGAUACGGCUAUAACUGUGUCAUCUAUGGCUGGGAUCCCACCUGCAUGAUGGGACAAGAAUGGAUUAGAAAUAUGAAUGUCCAUAGCCUACCUCAUGGCCCCCAUCAACCUUUUUACAAUGUGCUGGUGGAGGAUGGAUCCUGCAGAUACGCUGCUCAAGAGAACUUGGAAUAUAAUUUGGAGCCUAAUGAAAUCCCUCACCCUGAUAUCGGCCGCUAUUUUUCAGAAUUUACAGGCACUCACUACCUGGCAAAUGCAGAGCUGGAGAUUAGAUAUCCUGAGGAUUUGGAACUUACUUGUGCAACCAUCCAAAAGAUCUACAGUACAGUCAAGGAAUGAGCGUAACUGGAUCACAAGGACAGAAGAGAGUUUGUCACAGCUGCUGCUGUAUCCUCUUUGUGGACAGUAUUAUGGAAGCCAAUUUUCACAAUGAUCUUCAGGCUUAUGCCCCAGGAAUUGCAUCGCACUUCGUAACCUGUAAGAUCGCAUUAGUCCAAUACCCACUCAGUUACCAUCUGCCAGCACUAGUCAAUUAAUUUGGGAUCCAUUGAUAUUCCAGACAAGGCAUACUUUGAUUGUCACUUCAAGAUAAUGAAUGAAGUGUAUUAUCCCCUUGAGUGCUUGCAUUUACCACUCGUGUUUAUGAUCUAUUUUUCAUAUUUAGGAUCUGAGCAUGUUACGACUCUAGCUGGAGUCUGGAAUAAUCCCAUGUUAUGGAUAAGGAGAUUGAUCAUACUUGCAGUAUUUUUUUUUAUAUGUAUAUAUUCUGUGUAUGUGGUAGUUUUAAGGUCUCUCUGAAGUUCCACAAUAGUUUCCUCGAUUCUGAUUUUCCUCUUACCCUGAAAAUGAUUGGUGUUGCUAGCAUUCCAGUGCUGAAAUCACUUGUCAGCCUUGGCAGUGGCACUGCAACUUUCUCGAACAAGAAUCAUGAGACACCAUGUGAUGGUGAGUUCAGCAGUAACUUAAAUGGACCUCCUCCAUGUAAUGCUUCCAGCUGUUACAAACACGUCGUUAUAGAAAAUAAGAUCCUGGCAAUUUUCUCGCCCCAAUAAACUUCUUGUUGGGACCCUGAUUCCUACCUGUACUUUUUCUUCCAUUAUGUCCCCUUCAUGGUGUUGAAUUUGUGAUAUGGUCAUACAUGUAUUUUUCUACGUGUCUCCUCUUACCUGGUUGAAACUGUUAAAACUUGUCGUUUGCUAGUAGAACCAUCAUCUUGGGAUGGCAAACUGCUGAAGUCUUUAUUUAGUGAGCUGUCGUUAUCUAUACUGUCAGAUUGCGAUUGUGCCAUGAAAGCCAGUAGACACCAGCAUCUGGCAAACAAUACAUAAAGACCUUAUUUCGUAUAUCAUGAUGCCUUCUCUCUUUUGAUCAAAAGAAAACUGCCCUUUGAAGGGGGUUAAGAGGGUUAACUAUUUGUCCAAAUUCUGACUUCUGCAAGGGAGGUGUUUCAGAAACUGAGGACACUUGAAUUGUAAUGGGGCUGCCACUGUAGAGUCUGCAAAGCCUAGAAAAAUAGUACAUGGUUAUUUUCUUUUAGGGUUACAUAAGAAUUGGAUGUGAAGUUGCAAAGUAUGUACAAAGAUAUGGAAUAUCUAUUGUACUUUAGUUUCUAAAUUAAUAACUCUUGGCAGGCUGCAGUCAUUGUUUCUAAUUACCGAGUAGUUACAUAGUUAUAGAGAGAAGACUUAGUUAGAGUAAGAUGACACCCUUAUUCUUGUAACAUUUUAAAUAUCUCUGUGCACUAACGUGCACCUUUCUUUUUAAGAUAAUCAUUGAUUUGCACGCAGUCUUGUGUAAGUAAAUAACAAGCAACAGUAAAGUUGUUGUGAUCUGCAAGUUCCUCAACACUUUAGAGAGGCAGCAGAAAAAAACCUAAUAGUGCUAAUAAAAAGGAAAGAAUAAAAUUACGCUACAAUAAAUUUUCUGAUAAUCCCAGCUGAAUUGAAGGGGGAUUUAGGUACAAAAUUGUCCCUGAUUUGAGAGCAAUGUAACUAAAUCCCUGUGCAAACUCUGCAAACUUCAAACUAAACUCCAAAUCUCUGUCUCUAAGGGGUUGAAAAUGUAAUUUUUAGGGCCUAUCCUGUAAAAUUGCCCAUGCUUGGAGGGACUCUGCUAGUUGCGUAAACGAGGGAACACUGCCUUCAGUUUUAAUUUCUAGGCUGUUGUGCAUCUGACCCUUAAACAUCUAGUAGAAAGAGGCAGAUGACUAGGAGUCAGGAUUUCCAGGUUCCCAGCUCUUCCACUACCCACUGUGUGACCUUGGGCAAGUGACUUCUCUCUGCCUCACUUUAUCUGCAGAAUGGAUGGUCUAAUAUUUACCUAUAGUACCUCCCAAAGGUGUUUUGCAAAUGUUUGGAAGGCUGAAAUCCUCUGCUGAAAGGUGCUUUAUAAAUGCAAACUCUUAUUCUGCUAUUGAAUAUCAAUGGUACACGUGCAAUUAAACUCCUACACAAGCUCUGGUCACAUAGGAGUUUAUUUCAGCAGCGUGUUUGUGUGACUUGGUUUUCUUUUGCCUUCAAAGGUAACAUUAAAAUAAAAUUUUAACCUCAAGUUAUAACUGUAAAUAUGUAUUGAGACACAUUUUAAAUAUAUGCUAUAAUUUAGUGAUAUGAAAUGAGCUCUAAAGUAGCCCAUAUAGCCUGUUUGUGUACAUUUUUAUUUGGGCACUUAUAUAUUUUUUUAGAAAGUGGAUUUUGGACCUGAUAAAACUUAGCAACUGUUCUUGACCUUUUUCACAAAUUUUUGACAUCGUCCCUUGUCACACUUACUGUAUCAGUUUGUGAGGUGGAACCAUUGCAAUGUUCUGUUGGAUACAAGUUUUAAAAGUGAGUCGUGUAUAGCUACUUUUCAAACAAUUGUUCCAGUGUUAGCUUGUGUCUAUAUUAUAGACUAGGUUGAUCUUGUCUAAAGAACGGGCACAAGGUCUGCAGAAUUUUAUGGACAAAUUACUUGUGAAUCAUAGGAUCUGUAGAACAUUUCUGCAUGUCCAUGAACUAAAAAUAGCAGAAAGAUUUCUGUGCAGUUAGAAGUGAAAACCUUUGUAUGGGAAAGUUUAGCCCAGAUUGUGGUUCUGCUCUGCCGUAUGAUUCUGUAAAAAUGGCAUCAUGUGACUAUAUGUAUGUUCAGUUUUCUUUUCAUAUUGACUAAGUUUAGGAGUAAAAAGAUUAACUUUCUAACUACCAGUCUACAUACCCAGUUGGGGAUCUGAGUCAAGUUUGGGUUCUUCUUUUAGAUAUCACUAGUAAAAAAGGCUCUGUAGGGAAAAUUACAUCCUCAGUGACACUCAUGUGAUCCCAUUGCUUUCCAUGGGGUUGCAGAAAUGUAAGUGAUUGGAACUUAGUAAACAAUUCUGUUGCACAAGAAUGAAUUGCUCAUUUUUAGCUUCAUUGAUUCUGUGCAGCUAACUGGAGUAAAAAAUAGCGUGAGCUUAGUUUAAUCACUAAAGUGGUCAGAGCUCAUUUGUGUAUAUGCACAGAUCUGGUAAGUCAGUUGCCAUUUUCACAGUGACUUCUUGGAGUAGAACUGUAUUUCACUCAGAGUAUAUCUUUAGUAGAUGAUGAUUCCAAAACAUGAAAGAUCAGGGCCUGGAGGAAAAGACCAUUGACAGGAUUAUAGAUGUAUAUAGGGUCAGACUUGCUUAACUUGACAAAUCACUUCACCUAGAUCAUUUUAUUCUGAGUAAAUUACAUCCAAAGCCAAAUUCUUGAGUUAUCACUUGAUACUCCACAAAAAUCUACCUUUAGAACAAUAGUCAAAACACGUUUCUAAUUUGGGAGAAGCCUUCCAGGAUAUAAAACAGCUCUGAGAGUUGUAUCUUGUCCUAUGAAGUGUUCCGUAUGUCAUCUGUAGUAAUUAUGUACAUAUUAAAGGUACAAACAGUUUUUCCUAAAGCAAUAUUAGAGUUUAUGAACUUGCCAUUACAAAUUGUAUUAAACAGUCUCUUGGUUUUGUAGGGUUUUCAUUCUUGUAAUUAUGUUCCACUCUGUUAAGCAAUUCUACAUGUCCACUUUGUUCCUUUUCCCUGUUCAUAUUUUUAGUAGCCUAUAUCCCAUAGCAAAAUAUUACUUGUGUAUCUCCUAUUGCAACUUCUCUCAGUCUUAGUGGGGGGGAAAUGAAUGUAGCAUCUUGGUUAUUAUUAACACUGCUUGCAUACACACCUAAGCAGAGGUUAGAUUGAUCUUCCAAAACUGUCAAGAAAACUUUCUAGAAUGGGCACAAUAUUCACAUGUCCACAUUUAACACACUGAUGCUGAUGUAGGAGAAACAAAUAUUUUACUGGCCUAUGAAAAUUAAAAUUAUUCCAGGUGUGUUUUGUGAGUGCAACUCUUCGAAGCCAUGUUAGCUAUAUCAAUUAUUGGGCAUGAAAAGACACAUGGGGUUAAUCUGACUUCUAGGGAACAUCUGUCCAACUUUAUGGAUCUUGUGCAAGGAUAACUCUGGCAUCAGCAGCCCCAAACCUCCUCCACUGGUGUGUGCAUUUUGUAGAAUCUUUUCUAGGCUGCACUCUUUUUGUUUCAGAAGGACAUUGAUUCUGGAACUUCUGAUUCUCUUGAGCUCUUCUUUUUGACUGACUUCAGCCAGUAUAUACAGACAAAAUAAUAUCUAAGCUGGUCCUUUACCAGGCCUGUGACUAGCUUGCUUCUGAAAAUGUGGCAUGUUUUCCAGAGAAACUGGAAGACUGUCUUGUGUCAUCCAACUUUGCUCCAUCUCAUUUUCUCCAAGUAAAAUGGAUUUCUGUACCUGUCCAGUCUAGUAACAAAUUCUUGUUCCCCGUGGUAAAUAUAUACUCUACCUUUUUAAAAAAAAAAAAAUGCACUUCCUGCUGCAGCUAAUACUGUCCUACUCCUUUUCACCCUCUGUCUCAUGGAUAUUAGAAGGAGGCGUCAGUCCGUAUUUCAGGAGGAUAAUAGGGACUGGUGAGGUGUUAAUUGCAUUAAAAAUAUCACUUCACAAGGCUUUUGGCAAUGGAAGAUAACACAAUAAAGUAUGGAGAGGAGAAAGGAAUGGAAGGAUAAGGAGAGCUAGGGGGAAGCAAUGUAUAUUAGGUUCAUGAUUUAUUAUCUUCAGCUGGUGGGUGAUAAAUGUGAUUGGGUCACCUUCAAGCCAUAUUGGGUAAUCUGUGUGGCAAGUACUGUUCUGCCCAGUUAUCAGGUUCACUGUCUUUAGUAUGUGACUGCUCAAGUUAUGGAAGCUCUGAGCUCCAGGCACAGGUGGAACUGAUCAUCUGUUUCUACUACUCUUUGGGGUAAGUGUAAAGUCUGUUGUACAAGGUCCUGUUCUUUCCCUUACUCCCAAGACACUUAGAGACCUAACUCUUUGUGAAAAUAAAGGGCUUUUGUCUUUUUUCCAACUUUCUCUUGAGAAACUAUAAAAUGCUUGGUGCUGAAUUCUCUGAUUUACUCUUGUAUUGAUUUCUCUGAUGGGACAGGGCACUGGACACCUCAGUUUUGGAUGCUAGUACUCAAAUUGCUAUGUAACUUUUACUUCAUGGUACAUGAGGAUGAUGGCGAGUGGAUCUGAGGGAUGUUGAGACUUGCCUGCAAUGGCCUUGAUUCUUGCCAAUGUUUCACUUGUACAACACUGAAACGUAACAUUACAUAUCUCUCUUAUAACGGAUAAGGAAUGUCCAAUACCUAAUGAUUCGCGUGGUUCUCUAGGUGCUCUGGUUUUUCCCAAUUUGUAUUUCUCCUGAAUUUUUUUUUAUUCAAUGUUUGGACAACUUUUCCCGCCACGUCCUAUGGCCCUUAUGACUUGGAAAAUCCCAAUAAAAUAAAUAAUUGAUUAAAAA